AUGGGUGUUAGACGGAUUUCCCAGAACAAAGGUGCAAGCCCUAUCACUUGUUGCAGCAAGCAAGGAGCUGGGAACAAGCUUGGACACUGUGCUCAUGCUGCACAGUGGCGAGGACUGUGCACGCUAGGCAGUUGGAAGUCAGAAAGCCCAUCGAUUUCGCUGAUUUUUCCUGAAAUGUAUAACGCUAGACGCUAG
Cladocopium goreaui is the source of this 195-nucleotide messenger RNA. Lineage: Eukaryota; Dinophyceae; Suessiales; Symbiodiniaceae. The record is from the annotation of a GenBank genome assembly.